AUUUUCAAUUAAACUGCUGUGGCACAGAUUUGCUUUACUUUUAAAAAAUAUGUGUAUAUAUCUAUAAAUUAUUACAGAAUUACUUUCGCUUUUCCACGAUCCACGCGACUUUCUGUAGUGACGUCAGCUCGUGGAUCUUGUCACCCACAGUGGCAAGAUGGCUACGGAACCAAAUAAGACCGAAAUCCUGACGAUUUUCAAAAGAUUGAGAGCAAUUCCUACAAACAAGGCUUGCUUCGACUGCGCUGCCAAAAACCCGAGCUGGGCCAGCAUCUCGUACGGCGUGUUCCUGUGCAUCGACUGCUCCGGCAUCCACCGCUCGCUGGGCGUCCACCUCAGCUUCAUCAGGUCCACAGAGUUGGACUCCAACUGGAACUGGUUCCAGCUCAGAUGCAUGCAGGUCGGAGGGAACGCCAAUGCGACGGCCUUCUUCCGUCAGCACGGCUGCUCCACCAACGACACCAACGCCAAGUACAACAGCCGCGCCGCCCAGAUGUACCGGGAGAAGAUCCGGCAGCUGGCUAACGCGGCGCUGUCAAAGUACGGCACCGAGCUGUGGAUCGAUUCGUCUGCAGGAGCAGCGUCCGCCGCCGCCGCCGAGAAGAAGGACGACGACUUCUUCGCUGAACAUUCACAGUUUUCUAAUGACUGGAGCAUAGCGCCCCCUGCAGAGCAGAACGGAGCCGCUGGUUCCCCCCAGCUGACCGGCGACUCGGCGCCUAAAGCCCAGGAUGACGGCCAACCGGAGGACGGGCCGAGCAUCGACGGUCUGAGCACGUCGCCCAAAGCCUCCAUUGCGGACUCCAUGCGUUUGUCCCCGCAGAGCGGCGCUCCGGCUGCAGAUGUGAAGCCGUCCAUCAUUGGGAAGAAGAAACCCAUGGCUGCUAAAAAAGGGCUCGGAGCAAAGAAAGGUCUGGGAGCGCAGAAGGUGAGCAGCAAAAGCUUCUCUGAGGUGGAGAAGCAGGCGCAGGUGGCCGAGAAGCUGAGGGAGGAGCAGGUGGCCGAGGCCAAGAAGCAAGCCGAGGAGUCCAUAGUGGCGUCCAUGCGGCUGGCCUACCAGGAGCUGCAGAUCGACAGGAAGAUAGAGGAGAAGAAGCUGCAGAACCUGGAGGGGAAGAAGAGGGAGCAGGCGGAGCGGCUGGGGAUGGGCUUCGGCGGCCGCAGCGUCGUGUCUCACUCCGUGAUGUCAGAGAUGCAGGUGAUCGAGCAGGAGACGCCGGCGGGAGCCAAGACGUCGUCCCGCUCCAAACUGGACCCGUUUGACGAGCCGGGAUUCACCUCUGGACCCCCAAAGUAUAAGGACAACCCGUUCACGGUGGGAGACGGCUUCGGGUCGCGGUGGGACGCCGACGGCGCCUCCGCAUCGUUCACCACCUCCUGGACUCUGGAGAAGGACGAGCCCAAGGAGGAAUUCACCAUCUCCAGCAUCCAGCCAAUCGGAGAGAGGCUGCCCAGCCGGAGGAAACCUGAGGCGUCGUGCGUCGGGUCGGAGUCCAGCGAGGCCAGGGAGAAGUUCGCCAAUGCCAAGGCCAUUUCCUCCGACAUGUUCUUCGGUCGGGAGAGCGACGCCGAGUACGAGGCAAAGACGAAGCUGGAGAGUCUGUCGGGCAGCAGCUCCAUCAGCUCCGCCGAUCUGUUCGGAGACGGCAGCGACAGCAGAGGCCGGGUUUCGGGUUUAGACAGCGUUCUGCCCUCCGGCCCGGACAUGGCCCAGUUCAAGCAGGGGGUGAAAACCGUGGCGGGGAAGAUGGCCGUCCUCGCCAACGGUGUGAUGAACACCAUCCAGGACCGCUACGGGUCGUACUGAGCGGCGCCGGCAGAACCGACCGGCAUCGAUCCAAACGGACGAGCGCGUUUGGAGCGAGGAGACGGGCGAGACGCGGGAAGGCUUGCAUGGGAAAAACGGCGUCACCUGUCCUGUCGUCCACUAGAGACAGUAUUUCUUCCCUCAUUAGCAGAAUCGUGACUUUUAUUUUCAUAAACCAUCAGAAAGUAUCGAAUCUUUUCUAAAACGGCCGUUGUUCUGUCCACAACCUGCUGGUCGUAGAUUUUCAACCUGAAGACUUAAAUCUUUAUUUUCUUUAUCCAGAAAUUAAUGUGAUUUUGAUUCUUAACAUUUAAAGUUUUUGUUUUAUUGUGAUACUAAAACCAAUGCGCAGUGUUUCCUUCAUAAAUCCAUCAUGUUUAAAAGCUGCUGACCUUCAGUUGAGUUUGGUUGUUUUUCUGCUGUGAGAAGCUCUGAAAACAGUCCAGAGCUGACCGGCCGUAUGGAGACAAAUCAGGGCCACAAAGUUUGUUUAACAAAACAAAAUAAUUAAUGAGGCAUUUUUAACUUCCAUCUGUUUCAAAAUAAUUUUUUUAGCUGAAAUAAAUUUAGUUUUAAAUAUUUUUCCCAGUUAAUUGUUUAUCUUCUAGCUUCAAAUCUUUAUUUUCAGUUUCCAAAUAAAUUUGUUUAGGAUCUGGUUUUUUCAGUAACAUUUUAUUUUAAAUGUUUUUCACAGUUAAAAAUAAUUAAAUAUUUUUGUUCCAGCCUUUAAAUUAUUUUCCUUUGGUAAGCAAGUUUUAUGGCCCUUAUUUAGCUCCAUACAGCAUCUCUGACCUCUGCUGCCCUGAUGCAAACCUCUGGAUUGGCUUAGCAGAGGUCAGAGGUCACAGCUCCUGGAUGGAGGCUCAAGUCUGAGGCUCAAGUCUGCUGUAAACGAGCUCAGAAACGGUUCGAUGUGCUGGAUCCGGACCGGGUCGCCGGGUUCUGAGCAGAUUCGACGGUCAGCAGAUGUUUGUCAUGUUUUUUUGCCCCGAUAGAAUCCAAUCACAUGUGGACUGAAAGGAUCAAGAUAUUUAUUUGUAGGCUACAAAAAGAACCGUGUCCAGUCUGUCAAUAAAGAUGGAAAACCCUCAAA
Molecule: messenger RNA, 2900 nt
Organism: Gambusia affinis (western mosquitofish)
Lineage: Eukaryota; Metazoa; Chordata; Actinopteri; Cyprinodontiformes; Poeciliidae
Gene: arfgap2
Product: ADP-ribosylation factor GTPase activating protein 2
Exons: 17
Coding region: 158-1807 (549 amino acids)
Biological process (GO): COPI coating of Golgi vesicle
Molecular function (GO): GTPase activator activity
Source: RefSeq, a predicted model, not a curated record